This is a messenger RNA of Malassezia sympodialis ATCC 42132, 1647 nucleotides long. RefSeq names its product oxygen-dependent protoporphyrinogen oxidase (gene HEM14). Gene Ontology annotation, biological process: porphyrin-containing compound biosynthetic process. Gene Ontology annotation, cellular component: mitochondrial inner membrane. Gene Ontology annotation, molecular function: protoporphyrinogen oxidase activity, oxygen as acceptor. The record is from RefSeq and is a predicted model, not a curated record. Lineage: Eukaryota; Fungi; Basidiomycota; Malasseziomycetes; Malasseziales; Malasseziaceae.
AUGGUGCCUGCCAAAACUGUGGCUGUUCUAGGGGGCGGGAUCACAGGUCUUUCGGCAGCAUAUACACUAGCAAGAAAUCUACCCAGAGAUUCUUUUAGGAUUGUCUUGAUAGAUGCACAGAAUCGUUUGGGUGGGUGGAUCAGCAGUUGCCGGAUACCAGUUUUUCCGAACCACCCGGAUAGUGACACAGCGCUUUUAGAGGGUGGACCUCGAAGUAUCCGUCCAGUGGGCUACAAAGGUCUUCGGACAAUUGAACUUCUCGAUCAACUAGAACUUACCGAUCGUAUGAUAUUGGUCCCUCGUACCUCAGCAUCCGCACAGAACCGUUUUCUAUAUUACAAUGGGACUCUAAACCGACUACCGUCUUCCCCUUGGUCAGCUCUCACUUCUAUUUUUCGGACUCCUUUUCUUCGUUCGGCAGCCCAAGGCGUGCUCCGAGAAUGGAGCGUACCACGGUCCGAUUCUCUCUCUGAUGUUAUGGUCGAUGAAUCUGUGCACAGUUUCAUUUCACGCCGCCUGGGCGAGAAUGUGGCGGAAACACUUGUUUCUGCUGUGAUACACGGAAUUUAUGCGGGCGAUUCUCGCGAACUUAGCGUCAAAAGUAUUAUGCCCUAUCUCGUGAAUCUUGAGCAGACUCACGGAGGCUUACUGCGAGCCUUAUUACCCAAAUCACUCAAUCAUUUAUAUGAUGCAACACCUUUAAAAUACCAGGAAGAAACAUCUCAGAAAUUGCAGGCUAUCAAGGCAAGGAUGAAUCCGCAAAGGCUAAAACAGCUCAGGGAUACCAGUAUAUAUUCUUUCCCCAAUGGCUUAGGCGAACUGAUUUCAUCUAUUGAGGAUCGACUUAUGGCCAUGCCCAACGUCGAAGUCUGGAAAGACGCUCCUUGCGAAUCUAUUCGUAGGGGCGACAAGUGGCUUAUUUCAACGCGCUUUUCUUCCGAGCCUUUGGAAUCGGAUCGACUUGUCGCUACGAUACCAUCCCAUCAACUUGCAGGCCUGUUGCCUGAAUUACCUCAUCUACGCCACAACCCUGCUGCUCAUUUGGGCGUUGUCGACGUCGUCCUUGCCCCACCUCGUGGUGAAAACUACUCCUUACCUAUCAAAGGCUUCGGAUACUUGGUGCCUCGCAACGCCGCAGAAAAUCACGAUGAAAUUCUAGGCACAGUGCUUGACAGUGAUGCUGUGCCAAACCAGGGUCCGACCCGGUCAGAUGGCUCUUCUUCAUUUUAUAAAGUUACAGUCAUGAUGGGCGGUCCUUAUUGGCGUCAUCGGUCGACGUUCCCAUCCACUGAGGAGGUGAAGGAGAGAGCAAUGCGUGCUCUUGAGUUUCAACUUGGUAUCCCCUCUCAUGUACUGGCCAGAUACACACAACUUGUUCAUGCACGCAUUCUAACAAACACCAUUCCCCAGUAUCUCGUGGGUCAUCAAUAUCGGAUGAAACAGUUACAUGAAAUGCUGCAACAGGAUCCUUGCUUGCGCAAUCAUUUGUCGCUAUUGGGAAACAGCUAUGGUGGUGUUGGCGUGAAUGACUGUAUAGCAACAGCCAUGGACACUUGCGAGGCCAUUGCUCAACACGAGCUGGGUCAACAAAACGAGCUCACAACUCAAAAAAGUACCGGUUUAUACGAAAUCGCACACAGUGUAUAA